Molecule: messenger RNA, 722 nt
Organism: Durusdinium trenchii
Lineage: Eukaryota; Dinophyceae; Suessiales; Symbiodiniaceae
Source: the annotation of a GenBank genome assembly
CAGGAAGAGGUCUUGCAAUCCAAAUGGGGGGGUUAAGUAGGGUAUGAUUCAAGAGUGUACAUUAGGGUCCGCCAUGUAGGGUCCGCCAUGUCUCGAGGCGGACCGAGGCAGCCGAACCUUUUUCGUUCCUUCCCCUCCUGGUCGGGUAGCCAGGACACCCAGAUGGUCGGAUGGUCCUGGUACGUGAUUCUUCCAUAUUCUUCCAGUCCAAGUGGCCUCUCCGCCGCCAUGUGGCUCAGCCCCGCGGCGGAGCAGCGGUUUUCAGCGGAAACGCCGCCCUCAGACUCCAGCGCGUGGCCAUCCUGGACCACCAGCGGCCCCAUGCGUGGGAACAAACACACGGGGCGGAAGCAUAAGAACCAAAACAAGAAGACGAGGGCCUCCGUGAUUGCGAAGAAGAGGCGGAACAAGGACAUUGACCAGGUACAUGAAGAUUUGAAGGCGCCGGAGAACUUCCAGCCGGGCGCACUGCCGCGAGACGAAGACUUGCCUGGCAUGGGGCAGUUCUACUGCAUCGCAUGCAAUCGCUUCUUCUCCUCACAGGAGGUCAAGGACAAACAUGAACGCUCGAAGUUGCACAAGAGGAGAUUGCAGAAGGCAUCGGACCAUCCCCAUACUCAGCAUGAUGCUGAGAUGGCAGUGGGAUUAGCAACUGAGCGGUGAACGUGCGGGACGAUUUAGUCCAGACGUUUCACUUUAGGGGAUGCACAAGGCAUGAGUUC